Messenger RNA from Paramecium sonneborni, 447 nucleotides. The record is from the annotation of a GenBank genome assembly. NCBI's taxonomy places the organism in Eukaryota, Ciliophora, Oligohymenophorea, Peniculida, Parameciidae.
GCAUCCUGAGAAUAAUUAUAUAUUUAUUUUGUAAUAAGGGAAUUAUCUGAAAGAAUUUAAAUGAAUGAGAUCAGAAGGAUUUAAGAAGAUGGAAAAACCUUUAUAAAUUUAGAAGAACACUUGUAUUUAAUAUUAGGCAAGCAGAAGAAUAUUCAAAAAGGAUUAGGAAUUUCAAAAUCAAAUUAAGUUAGUUUUUUUCUUAAAUGUCAGCUUAAAAAUUAUAAGAAGGGAUUUAUUUUUACAUAAAUACAUAAUAUGGAUCAUAUUUAAAAAAAUAAUAAAUAAUUAUUAAAUUAUUUGUUUCAUAAAGUUUAGAAAUAAGUUUUGAAAUAAAGUGUUAUGAAGAAAUUUAAAAGAGAUUAAAUUUAAGACCCUCUCAAUAAAGAUGUUGAUGAUGAUUUUCUAAGAUAUAAAAUUGAUAGUCAUCUUCAAUAAUUCAAAUUUUGA